UGUUUAAAACACGAUCGGCAUAUUUGGAUAUUAUGUGCUAAAGGUGUCCCGUCUUCUCCCACAUCAUUAUAUUACAAAGUAAGCAUUUCUGUUGUUCCAAUUAGAGAGCAUUAGGUUUACAACAAGCGUUAAAACGUAGUUUUAAACAGAAUUAAACACAAGACCAGUAGCUUGAAAAUAACACAAUGUCGCAAUCCAGUGGAAAGCAGAGCGGUUUAUCCCAACCGAAUGAACAACUAACAGAGGCAGAUAUAGAAAGUAUCUGGAAUGCUAUGAAGAGACCAAGAAAAGGAGACGGGAAAGUCCGUUCACCGAGCAAACGGGCCAAGGAGAAGAAGGGACCCUCCAUUGAUACAACGCCCACUACCGAUUACAGCGGCAACCUGUUCCCACUUCACCCGGAAACACUGGAAGAGGAGUUAAGAUUGGACAAAGAUUUUGCCAAAAUGACAGGAGUACUUCGAACGAAAAAGAUGAAACCAAAGUCAUAUUUGCCUCAGGUUAUUCUGUAUGAUAAUAUGAGCCAUGACCGUCUGCUUGAGAUAAGACUGCACGAUAUUCGACAUGCUCACGAGAUGGCGGAAAAGAGGGCAAAGCGACGUCACGAAAAGUUCUUGCGCGCCCUCGAGCGGAAACAAGACGACUGGUCGAAGCGAGACGCAAGAGCGAUAGCGAAGCUGGAACCAGAAAAUGCAUCCGAGCUGAGUUUUGCUUUUGGGAGGUUGUACAAUAAACCAGAUCACCCGUAUCAAGACGCUGUUCUAUCACUGACCCAACCUCCCCAACGCGUCGCACACGCCCGUAGAAGACCGAUUGUUCUUCCGGAUGUAACACGAAGACCUAUCUACGAUGACGAGGAACCAGAGGACAAAACAUUUGUCACGAAACUGCCGAAGCUGCAGAGAAGCGGACGGCGAAGAGUGGCGAAUGAAAGCGGGGAGAGACGCGGAUAUUCCGACCGUGAAAUGGGGCUAGAGAGAUCAAACAGAGGCGGACACCAAAAGAGAGAAAAACGCCGUAACGAUUGGACCGCUGACGUCAGAUUUCAUACGUUGACAUCAUUACUAGACGAACGGUAUAGCGCGAAAAAAAGAACUAACGAACUCAAGCAACCAGUAUAACCAUAUCCUAUAUAAGUUGCCAUGGAUGGGAUUUUUUUGUAUGUAAUGCUGUCAUUUUUGCAAAAUGCAGUUUGCCCUAUAGUUUGUGUUUGAAAGUAAUUGGCCAUUUUCCAAUUAGAUGUUUUUUGGGUAAUACUGACUAUAUGGUAUAACACUUCUACUGCUAACUUAUUAAGAACAUUUAAUCCACAGAAAGGGCGUUAUGUUAAACUGUGGUUUAACAAAACAACCUGUUUGACUAAAUUAUUUACACUUGGCCACAGUGUGAUUUGGUUCACGAUAGUUUAGAACAUUCUUAUUGUUUUGAAUGAAUGUAACUUGCUUUAUCCCCACGUGGCCAGGAAAGGAAGACAGCGGUUAUAACAAAGGUGCACUAUUUCAUACACCUCAUAUCAGC
Ciona intestinalis (vase tunicate) is the source of this 1518-nucleotide messenger RNA. RefSeq lists its product as uncharacterized. Lineage: Eukaryota; Metazoa; Chordata; Ascidiacea; Phlebobranchia; Cionidae. The record is from RefSeq and is a predicted model, not a curated record.